This is a messenger RNA of Letharia columbiana, 1233 nucleotides long. RefSeq lists its product as uncharacterized. NCBI's taxonomy places the organism in Eukaryota, Fungi, Ascomycota, Lecanoromycetes, Lecanorales, Parmeliaceae. The record is from RefSeq and is a predicted model, not a curated record. Bases 1 to 1233 code for a protein of 410 amino acids. The transcript is spliced from 2 exons.
AUGCCACCUCCGAACGACCACGAUGCCUCAAGGAGCGAAGAUGCAAAGCCGUCACAGACGGACGAGCCAAUGUUUCCCGAAGACCUAUUUGCUGACUGGCCAGAAGGCUUCCAUCCCCCCACACCUUCAACACCAUUGCCACAACGGAGCUUCGAGGAGAAGCUUGAGCAAUACCCCGAUGAUGACUUCUAUCGCGGUCUCCGAGAAAGCAUGGUCCAAGUGCGCGCCGAGAGCCAGAGAAAGGUGGAAGCUCUAGGUUUUUCCUCUUGGAAGGAGAAGGAGAGCCAUGAUCUGGAGGAGAGACGCAAAUGGUUGAAAGAAUAUGUCAUGGAACAUGGGCAUUCCCCUCCGCCUCCCGUCAUAACAGAGGAUCAAAGGAUUGCGGCGGAGCUGCAGUACCAGAGGAGCGUGAAGCCCAAGCCCGUACCCUGUGACUGCGAGGAGCACCUCCACCCCUGCUUUUGCCCACAGAAGCUUCUCAACUACAAAUCCCAGGGCGAUGAUCCCUCUGACUUCCACUUCCUUCAAUCCCUACAUCCUCCUGAAUUGAACGUCCGCAUCCAAGAGAGUGACACUUCAAAUCGUAUCCCUGAUAGGUGGCUGGAACAUGUUUGGGGUAUUCCAUCUCAGGAUAGGAUUCUGCGCUUGCCGCAAUGGGUCAAAAGAGACGAAACCGUUCAACGCAUGAUCGAUAAAGAAGAGGUGGACGAGACAAUAUAUCCUUGCGACUACGACCAAAAUAAGAACCAUCCACCCCCCCUCAGGACCGUAUCGUUGACUCCAGACUUUAGUGCGGAGGAGAAUGCUGAAGCUUCGCGGGAUUUCAAGCGUCAUGGCGAGCCGAACCGUCACAAAAACCGGGAGGAAAGCGCUGCGGGGCGCAACCCAAAGCUGGAACCACCAAGAAUUACUACAAAAGUCGACAAUGUCCAUGCUAGUCUCCUGAUAGAACCGACCACCGACCUUCCUGAAACCCGAAGCCAAUUAGCUGCUGAACCUACCACCCAACGAUCGAGACGUGGCCGCAGCAGAAAUGCCUCGGCCCUGGGAGUGAACAAGACCAAACGUGCCUCACGGGCACAAGCAUGUGGUAUCAAGAAGCGACCUGCAAGCAUGAAAGAAGCGGCUGGGAAAGCUACCUUAUCUGGCAGAAUGCGAACCCGCGCCCAGGGUGUCCUGAGUUUUCUGGCACUGGAUUCCAGUGGUCGUGCAACCACCAUUUCUGGAGAUUGA